GAGGUCUGAGAGACAGCCGGAGCACGCAUAUCAUACGCGCACUUCUGCAAAACGAGACAAUUUGAAAAGAGAGUUUUCUGAGUGUGGAGACGCUUCACUCAUCACUCUAAUUAAACAUUGCCAUCACUCAGCAACAUGAAUCUAUUCCUAUUGGCGGCUGUGUUUUCAGUGGGUUUAGCCGAAAAAUCACCACGGCUGAAAUUCAACGUAAUGGAAUCGCCUCGGUUUCGCUUCAUGAAACCAGAAAACUACACGUCAGUUUACCAUGAACAGGGAACAGAUGUCCUGUAUGUGGGGGGCCAGGAGGUCGUCUAUAAGCUUACCUUCAGUGAUAAAGGAGUGCAUGACAUUCAGAUCCCUGUGGUGAUGGAUGAGAUUGCAAAACAGACAUGUGUCUCUAAAUCAGCAGCACGGAAGCAUGAGUGUGAUAAUUUCAUCACUGUAAUUGAGAGAGUUGGCGACUCCUUCAUGGUGUGUGGGACAAGAGCAGGUGCUCCAAAAUGUUGGCUCCUGGUGAAUGACAGUGUACUGAUGGACAUGCAACAGGAAACAUCAGCAUCUGAGAUCUUGGCACCUUUCCCCUCUCAGCGCUCCAUCAGUCUGUCAGCAGGUGGAAAUCUUUACUCUGCUCUGUCAGCAGUUGCAGGGCAGACUGGCUCUAUCCGUCGUACCUAUGGCUCCAAAAAGCUGCUAAAGUCAGAGAGUAAAUGGUUGCAGAAUCCCCAGUUUGCAGGAGCUGCUGUGAUUCCACACAGCGAGAAUCUCAAAGAUGAGAUCUAUUUCUUCUUUAGUGAGGUCAACAAUUCAGCAAGUUUUGAUGAAGAGCCAUAUAGAGCUCGGAUAGGACGAAUCUGCAUGGUUGACGAGGGAGGGCUUCCAAAUUUGUUGCCAAACUCCUGGACUACAUUUCUGAAGGCUCGUGUGAUGUGUGGGAAAGCUGGAACUCCCGUUCAGUACAACAACAUCAAGCAGACGUUCGUUCUGACUUCUGACCAUCUCCGCACUGGGGUGAUGUACGGCCUCUUCUCCAAUGCCUGGAACACCACUGUAGUGUGUGCAUACUCUAUUGAGGACAUUGACAACUCAUUUUUUACAUCUAAACUGAGGGGCUACAACUCACCUUUGACUUUGCCACGUCCUGGAACGUGUGCUUUCAAAAAUAACACAGCGGCUCAUAACCAGAAGAUUCUGACUGUGAUCAGGGAUCACCCUGAGAUUGAGGACAUGAUCAGACCGGUUGGAAAGGAUCCUCUAGACUUGCCAGUCCAAGACCAUUUCACCCACAUUGUGGGUGACACAGUCCUUGCUGUCAAUGAUGAGCACUAUAGCGUCAUUUAUCUGGGCACAGAGAAGGGUAAAGUCCUGAAGGUGCUCCAUACCAUAGAAGGAGCCUUUAUCAUUGCACAGUAUUCCUUAUUCCAUGACGAUAGUCCCGUCAUCAACAUGGCUAUUGACUCCAAAAAGGGUCAUCUCUAUGUUGGCACAGAGAUAGAAGUGCAGCGCCUCCCUCUGGCUGACUGUGGUCGCUAUGGGGUCAGCUGCCGGGAAUGCAUCCUUUCUCGAGAUCCAUAUUGUGCAUGGGAUGUGACCAAGCAAAAGUGUACUGCUAUCCCUGCAGACUACAACUUAAGCACUGGAACCCUUAUUCAGACCCUUGACCACUCCAAUGCCUCAGUCUGUGGAGAUGUUAUAGCUACAAAGACACGUAGCACCAUACCCAAAGAGGUGUUAGUGGAUAAAGAUGGACCAGUGCUGCUACCAUGCCCUGUGCGUUCCUACCAUGCCACAUACCUCUGGGAGAAAGACAACUGCAUCAAGCUAUAUCCUUGCACCAUCUCGGGCUCUUCCUGUGUGCUUGCACCCACCCCUGACCUGCCUCUGAAAGAGGGCGUAUUCCGCUGCAUGGCGGAGGAGAAUGGUCUGAAACAGGAGGUGGUGUCCUAUAAGCUGGUGUUCAAUGGUGGGCCCCUCUCCCCCUCAGUAGCCUCCACUCUGGGGUCAGCUCUGCUGCUGGCUGCUGCGGUGCUCUGGCUUCUGUAGAUCAUCAAUUGAAUGCUGAGGGGUCAGAAGGAAACAAGAUGAGUGGAAGUUAUGCUAAGGUCAGCAGAGCAUGAAUACUUAGGCCUGUCCAACUUAACUGCAGGGGAUCAGCUUAUCUCUGUAUAAACUGUUUCUUGUUUCAUAUUUGGAGUAAUUCCACAUUAAUUAUUUUCUUUUAGGGGCCGAGAAAAUGCCUGAAAGUGUCUCAUUUCACAAAAUGCUAUCAUAUCAAUCAUACCAACUGCAGUGUUAGUUUUCUUUAAUAUAAUAUCAUUUUAUCUACUAUAGAAUUGCUGAGUUACAGAUUUGUUUAAAAUUGCCGUAUUGUUUAAAAAUGAAUUUGUAUUUUAUAUCCUUGGAUUUUCCAUUGUGUGCUGCUGAGACAGUUCUAACGCCUUAAAACAGGGAUGAGUCGCUUUAAGAUGUAAGGGCCCCAUCCUAAGCACAACUUGUAAACAGAGCAUUACCUGCAGAAUCUGCUGUUUUUUUUGCCCCCCUGAGCAUUUAGCAUUCCGGCCUGACACAAAGUUAAUUCAGCAUGAUUUUAGGAGUACACAAGUUAAGCCUGUAUAGAAAGCUUGAAUUGUAUGUUGAAGACUAACAAGUCACUAGCAGUUUCGAAUUCGAAAUUUGAUUUUCAAAACCUAUUCCAUUUAAAAGAUAAAUCAGAUGCUGCGGAGAAUAGCGUGAAGCCUCCACAUGCGCUAGGUCUCCGCGGUAACGUGCUCAACAAGCCACGUAAUAAGAUGCGCGGAUUGACUGUCUCACACGCGGAGGCAACUGGGAUUUGUCCUCCGCCACCUGGAUUGAGGCGAGUCACUACACCACCACGAGGACCUAGAGCACAGUGAGAAUUGGGCAUGCCAAAUUGGGGAGAAAAGGGGAGAAAAAAAACAAAACAUAAAUUAGACAUCACAGAAAGCAGAAAAUUGAUAGAGAACCAGAUUCAACCGCCUUUGCUCAGUGGGUGAACAGAAAAAACAAAGGACUUAGAAAGUUUAUCUUGGUAUGCCACUGUGUUUAAAAGAAAAUGACAUGGACACUCUUGUAUCCAUAAUGCCUGUAAUUUUCAUGCUCAUGAACCUUUCAGAUUUUCCAAACUUUUACAUUGUGUUCAUAUGAAUUAUUGGGCAAAUAAACUUAAAAAGAUGUGACGUAGAGUUGCAUUUUGUAAUUGUAGUGAAGAGGCUUGUGAUCUGUUUUAAUUAUAAUGCUCUGCAUAUGUUGUUCUUCACCAUUGCUGCCUAUUGGAGAGUAUUCCAGAUGGAUUUUAAUAGUCGCCUGCACUACAGUGUAAAUUUGUCAUUUAUCAUCACUUCAACAUCAACCACCAAUAAAACCUUAUGUUGGCUAAAGGGACAAAAAAAGGAGACACUUCCUAACUAGCACAGUUAUAAUUACAUCUACACCCCUAACUCAGCCCCACACACCACCCUUUCUGUUUUUUUCUCUCUCAAAGCAACCGACCCCAAAUACCAAUUCCAUCUUUAACCUGUUUUUAACCUUGUUCUUCACUGUAUGAGCAGGAGUGAGACUUUUCUUUUCUUUCUUUCUUUCUUUUUUUUCUUUUUCUUUCUUUUUUUUUUUUUUUUUUUUUUUUACAGUGUAAUGAA
Messenger RNA from Myxocyprinus asiaticus (Chinese sucker), 3653 nucleotides. RefSeq lists its product as uncharacterized. The record is from RefSeq and is a predicted model, not a curated record. NCBI's taxonomy places the organism in Eukaryota, Metazoa, Chordata, Actinopteri, Cypriniformes, Catostomidae. Gene Ontology annotation, molecular function: chemorepellent activity; semaphorin receptor binding. Bases 136 to 2040 code for a protein of 634 amino acids. The transcript is spliced from 14 exons. Gene Ontology annotation, biological process: positive regulation of cell migration; axon guidance; negative regulation of axon extension involved in axon guidance.